AAGUAAAACGAUGAAGGAACCGAUCCGCACACAGAAUCGACGAAGAGGAAGGAAGAAGAAGACUAACUAACUUACAGACAUGGGGCGCAGGAGGGGUUGCUAUUCCUACCAUGGUGCGGGGCUAGAGGACGAGUGAGUCGUCGCAAGCGCAUCUCCGAGUUCGGGUGGACCAGACGUGGCUUCUUUUUGAGCACAAGUUUGUCACGUUAGGCCUACAGAUCCUCGGAGGAGCCUUCUCACCGCUCGUUCCUUACCUAGAGGGUAUCGGUGUUGUCGUUGGGGGUUUUCUUUCGCAUUUUUCUGUGGUUGGAAUUUCUCUAUCCUCUCGUUUUUUUUUUUUGUUUUUUUCUUCCCCGUGUGGAUUCAGGAGGUGUGUUCCAUGCGUUUUCGGAAGGAUUGGGAGGUGGGUUCUUGGAGAGUGUGUGGAAACAGAGUGAGGGGCACGUUGAGAGAUCGUGGUUGAGGUUCGAGUAUUUGAUAUUGAUAUUGAUUUCUUUUUUCUUUUUCUCUUUAUAUUUUGGUUUACAUUUUUUGGGUUGGUGAGUCGGGUGGCGGGGAGGUGUGAGUGAAUGUGGUGUAUGUGGAGUAAUAGAGAUUUGGUAGCGAAGCUUGCCGGGUUUGGAAGCCGAGUGGAGUGAGGAUCAUUGUUGAGUUUGUGCGCUUGGCUUGGUUUCGCGUCGUUGUGAGUUAAGAUUGAGUUUGCAUUCUCGGUAUUUACGUUUUGAGUUGCCCAACUGAGGACAGAGACUUGGGAGGGGGUUACAUGUGAAAACCGUAGCUGGUGCUGUUGCAGUUGUAAUCUUGGUUGUUGCUUGGGUUUCUUUACGUUAAAGCUGCAACUGAUAGCAGUCUUUUUGUGAAGCUGCUAUUCUCGACGGAGUUCUUCAACUACAAUCAGCCGAACGUUGCCCAAUCUGUUGACUCGGUCUCGACACCGAAGAAAUUCUGGCUAGGCUUGCAGGGUGUUCACCAACAUUUUUACAAAUCUCGUGAGGUGGUCAGUGUUUGGAGGAAGUGUUACCGUUUGAGUUAGCAGGUUUGUUUUGUGCGGCGAGUGGUCGGAGGUGGGACCAAGUCCUCGAACAGGCGGUUUGUCUUCGUGACUAGGUUGCGAGGUGAUUUUCAAGGUUGAAAGGAAUGAGUGGGUAGUGAAGUUGUGGUAAAGUGCACAUGGUGGGCAUGGCAGUAAAAUUGCUGUGUUCCACCGAUAUACCCCCAGGUUGCCCCAAGGGCUUUAUGAAUGUGGAAGCAGAGUGAGAACAUUGUGCAUCGGCUUUUCUCCCGACAAGUCAGCUCCGGCCGUCCCAACACAACUAUACAUAGGGCACGAGAGUUAUAUGAGAAUGUCGUACCGAGCCACACGGUCUAUGAGGUAGACUGUCCAGACCAAUGGUGGCGUCGGUUUACCCACGACGGGCAGUACUUGAUCUGUUUCAGUAAGGCGCAACAAGACUUGCUCAUCUACCGGCCUCUGUGGCCAACGUAUUGUUCUACUUCAGAUACGAUUAAUGAUCUCCCUUCGAAGUCCAAGGAGUUCGAGAGUUAUUUCAGCUUGCUGCAUCAGGUCCCUCUCGCUCGGGGUCCCAAUGAGGUUAUCUGCAAGGACUUUUUCCUGUCUACGGAAAACAAUUUGUAUGGCAUAUUUGCCACAUCAACUGCCCCAGAUACUAAUGCUGCAGCAACGAACGGUGCUGUGCCUGGAGUUCCCUGUAUUGAGAAGAUAACAUUCCUCGUGGUCCGCUUUGCUGAUGGGUCCAUCACGGGACGGUCCGUCUUCAAAGAUGACUACAUACACCUGGCUCACAAUGCUGGUGUAUUUUUGCAUGAUGACCUCCUGGCCGUGUUGUCUAUUCGCUUCCAGCGUAUUCAUAUUCUUCAGGUCCGAGAUGGUGGACUCUUCUUGGAUGUGCGCACUAUUGGCGAUUUCUGUCGAGAUGACGAUGAGCUCAUUCUCAAUUCACAGGCUCAGGCAGAGGCUAAAUUUCAGGAGGAGCAGCGACUGCUGCGGAAAGCUCGAGGCCGUCUUGACGAAGCUGAGAUUUUGGCUUCAGUCUCUCAGUCUGGUACUACCCGGGGAAAGCCUUGGACUACUUUGAUCGACAGAAAGCGGCCACGACUUCGAGAUAGCAGGGCCUCACAUGAAGAUUUUGGUUCAGCCCCGGCGUACUCGCACUAUCUGGGUGCGGCAAAUGGUGUGAGUCACGGUGAUGUGAUUGACGUUGCUCACGAAGGGUAUUUCCGAGGGCUCGGCACAGGUAGAGAUGGACCUGCUGCGGACCUGAGCACGCCAAGUGGCAACGGUAAUAUGAGGAUCCUUACUGGUGGAGAGUACGAUAGUCAUGCGAAUGGCAAUCUUCACAUUCGUCGGUUUCGAUUAGGAGUGGACUCGGCCAGUCAUUCAAAUGGCUAUAAUCACGUUCGCUCGUUUCCUGUGGGGAGGGAGACUGGGAUUCCUAGUAGUUUGCAGGUGCGUCGUUUGGCCCCCGAAAGAGACAAUCGCAACUACGAACCACCGUCUGGACGACGGUUUGGAGCUGAAGUACUGAACGGUAGCCGUGAGAAUCUAUCAGGACGUCAGUUUUCCUCAGAGAGGGGCGCUACGCAUGAAACCUCAACUUUUCGUUUGUUUGGGAACUAUUUGUCUUUAAGUGGAAGUUUGUUUAGUAGUAGUGGUACUGAUGUAGUGAGCCAUAGUGAGCCGGGAUCUUCUGAUGGGACUGCCCUCAAUGAGUUCUCUAGUCACAGAGAUGACGCAGGAACCAGUGAAAGGUGGAUACGACCAGUGUCCAGUGUGUCCAUACACGGGGGGUCGAUCGUGCUUCCUCAGAAUCGUUCAGAUUCUGUAAUCCGUGACGAGCCCAGCCUGGGUGACGCUUCUGUGGGACCUUCACGGACUAGUUUGGAGCGUGUGGAGCAGACGACCACUAGCACAGAAAUUUCUACUGGUAGACUAGGGCAACCAGGUCCAAGUAAUUCAAGUAUUUCACAUGGUUCUGGUGGACUUGGGAGUAUGAGGGGAGGUGCUACACAAUCUGAGUAUGAAGCUGCCGCAAGCAUGUCUGUGGACGGAGUUCCGGAUGGAAGGCAGAUGUUACGUGGACUCAAGCAGCGGCUUUUGUCGUUUAUCUUGCAGGGUAUUCACAAUGAGGUCACAACUCCUGCUGUUAAAGCUCAACAACUUAAGCGCUUCUAUUAUUAUUUCCAAGACUAUAUGAAUCUGGUGAUGUGGAAGGUGCAAUUUCUUGAUCGAUAUCACCUGCUUAUAAAAUUUGGUAGUGUGGACGGAGUGAUACUAAGAAAUUCAGAAGUAUCGCAUCAAAACUCGUUUUUUGCUGUAUACAAUAUGGAAACUACGGAGAUACUUGCUUUUUAUCCGAAUUCAUCAGAGGAGUUGCUUCAGUUGGUGGAGCAUUACUGGGACCACUUCAGAGUGGUCCCACAGAGUCCUUUGUACAUGAAUUUUAUCUCCAGCUAUUCAAACAACAUCUUCGCCCGCGAGCAGUUGCGUAAGCAGAAAGCUGCAUGUAUUUCUGGCAAAAUCGGUAGCUAUGCACAGGUCAUCAAAAGAACUUUGGCCUCUUUACCGCACAACUCUCAAUCUCUAAGUCCAUCUGCCUAUUUUGAUCAGUACCUGUUUCACUUCGAUGAGAAGUUGAUAUCUUCCACCGAUAGGCACAAACCUUGUGCGGAGCAUCCGAUUAAGUUCAUUUCUCGUCGUCGACCUAAUACACUUAAAUUUAAAAUCAACCCUGGGUUGGAGCUUGGUUCAAACGAUGGCCACAUAAAGCGAGUAGCUUCUUUUUUGUUCCACCCUAUUUUUCCCUUCGUCAUCUCUGUCCAACAGUCAUUUAUGCAAACCUCUAUUGUGAACUUCCACUUUAGGCGUUGAGCCUGUAAUGGUCUACAAUUUUUAACAUGUAAAGAGGUCGCAUGGACGCUUUCGGAUUU
Molecule: messenger RNA, 3948 nt
Organism: Physcomitrium patens
Lineage: Eukaryota; Viridiplantae; Streptophyta; Bryopsida; Funariales; Funariaceae
Product: light-mediated development protein DET1
Biological process (GO): protein ubiquitination; positive regulation of proteasomal ubiquitin-dependent protein catabolic process
Cellular component (GO): cullin-RING ubiquitin ligase complex; nucleus
Molecular function (GO): ubiquitin protein ligase binding; ubiquitin-like ligase-substrate adaptor activity
Source: RefSeq, a predicted model, not a curated record